Molecule: messenger RNA, 819 nt
Organism: Acanthisitta chloris (rifleman)
Lineage: Eukaryota; Metazoa; Chordata; Aves; Passeriformes; Acanthisittidae
Product: regulator of microtubule dynamics protein 2-like
Exons: 4
Coding region: 1-819 (272 amino acids)
Cellular component (GO): cytoplasm; spindle microtubule; mitotic spindle pole
Molecular function (GO): microtubule binding
Source: RefSeq, a predicted model, not a curated record
AUGACUCCCUUCGAAAAUAAAGGACUAAUACUGGGCAUAAUGGCAGGGACGGCUGGAUUGAGCCUGGUGCUGAUUAUGUACCGCAGGAUCCGAAAACCCGGCGCGGCUGUGUGUGUCCGAGCGUUCCAGGGUGUAGGUAACAGGCUUAACUCUGUGGGCUUGCAGAAUGAGGCUCCUAACGAGCAAGGAGCAGUAAUGGUUUUACACGGAAGACAACUGCAGAUACUGGAAAAACUGAAUGGCCUGCUGCUAAGUGUGGAUGAACUGAAGAGAGAGGUGGAAUUCCUGAAAGAAGCUCUUCCAAAGCUUGAGGAACUUGUCCGAAAUGAGCUUCAAGGGAAGGGUGAUGUUCAGAGAGUUAGCCCAUCACACAGAGCAAUGCGGCGGAGAAAAGCUGAGACAGCUUCUGGUGCGAGAGAAACUACCAGCUCUGAGGAGGCGGAAAGUGAAGGAGGUUACCUCACAGCUCAUACCGAUUCUGAAGGAGACUCCGAAGAAGAAAAGAGAUGUAUGAAAUCAGCUGAUGCCAUGGUGAAAUCAGAAGAUGAUGAGGAGUUAUGUAACUUUUUACAGCAGGUGGACAAUUUGCACAAGGGUUCAGAGGAUGACAAGAAGGAGGGCUUCAGACUGCUGCUUGAGAAAGAUAACAAGUAUGAAAACUGUGUGGACUUUCUUUGGAGACUUGCACGUGCUUAUGGAGAUCUGUUUGAGAUGACUACUGAUGCUGAGGAGAAGAGGAAAUACGUUAUUGAUGGAAAGAUCAAAGCUGAAAAGGCUGUUCAGAUGGAUGCUAGGAGUGCUGAGAGUCACCAGUGGUAA